GACUGAUUGAUUGAUUCAUUAAUUGAUAUUUUCAGUGAGUGAGUGAUCGACAGAAUUCAACUAGUUAUCAUAACUGCACCAAAUGUGAACAUACUCAUACAACACAUACUGGAAUUUCCACGUGUAUCUCCUUCAGUUGAAAACAUUAUCUCUAUCGUCUACAUGUAAUGUAUUUACUCACAUCAGGUUGAAGCAUAGUGGAAAUGCCUUGCAAUUGGCCUAACGAACGAUCACAUUAUUUCCUUGUUCACAUUCCGUUUCAGAUGGCUUGGGCCAAGACCACAGACAUUGGAUGUGGAGUUGCGAGUUGUCCAAGAUACGGUCUAUCAAUCGUGUGUAAUUAUGGUCCAGGUGGCAAUCGGAAUAAUGAGAAACCAUAUGAAGUGAAAUCACGUGAAUUCUGCCCGAAAAUGCAGAAUAUUCGCAAAGACAGGUUUCAAAUGAUGCGUGAUGAUACACUGCGUGCACCAUUAUCAAUAGUGAAUAGCAACCACAAGUUGUCAAGGACCGGUUCAAGUAGAAGUAGAGUUCACGACCAACGCAAACACGAUCAACCGAUUUCUAUUAAUGCUUUUCAAUAUAGUCGUCGUAAUACACAGCGUAAUGGGAUAUCCGAAAAGAAAUCUUUAGAAAAGUUUUCAAAGAGCGUUCAUGAUGGACAUGGCAAUGAACAACGACAGCAAAAUGGUAGAAAAGUACGACACAGAAAUUGAUUAAAAUUAUUCGGCAAAUAUAAUUGGUGCCUCCAUAUCUAUUUCACGUAUCUGUUUUCAACUGUGUUUUCACUUCUGUAACACAAAACCUUCUCUCAAUAUAUACUCAUUACUUACUUCCAUUGAUAUGCAGGACUAUUUUGUGUUGAUAUUACUCAAUUAUCUGUAUGUGUGUAGCAAUUAGUCAUAACUUAUAACUUAUAACUGAAUAUAUUUCAUUCAAAUCA
Molecule: messenger RNA, 940 nt
Organism: Schistosoma bovis
Lineage: Eukaryota; Metazoa; Platyhelminthes; Trematoda; Strigeidida; Schistosomatidae
Source: the annotation of a GenBank genome assembly